CUCUCACGCGACGGAAAUUCGAGCAUACCAACUACAAACCUACUUUCGCUUCCGGGUUUCUGUCAGUGUUUUAGGCGCUUAAAUAGUCCAAUCAUUAGACGCCAUCAUGACAAGCUAUCCUUCAGCACCUCCUCCAUCCUAUAACAUGGCAACUGGCCACCAAGACAACAAACAAGGGGGUUAUACAUAUGGUGGUGGAUAUGGACAAGAAGGAAUGGCAGCUCCUGCAUCUAGCUAUCCAAAUCAAUCAUACAACCCUCAACAGACUCAACCAGUAGCAAGCUCCGUAAACUGGAGCGGUCAAACUGCCGAACAUUCCAACACAAGCCGUGUUGCCACACCUAAUGAUUCAUUUCCAAUGGGAGAUAUGUCAUCAUUCUCUGACAAGAACAUCAGACGCAGUUUUAUCAAAAAGGUUUACCUGAUCCUCAUGGUCCAGCUUCUCUUUACAUUUGGAUGUGCUGCACUGUUUUCACUCGUAGAUGAAAUUAGCCAUUGGGUCCAAGGAGACGGUCGCAUAUUUUACUAUGUAUCCUAUGCCACGUUCAUUGUGACAUACUUUGUCCUGGUUUGUAUUCCAUCUGUGCGGAGGAAGACCCCGGGGAACUACAUCUGCCUGUGUGUGUUUACGUUGGUGUUUUCUUACAUGGUCGGCACUAUCUCCAGCUUUUACGAUACAUACAGUGUGCUGAUUGCAGCAGGAAUUACUGCUCUUGUCUGCCUGUCUGUCUCCUUGUUUGCUAUUCAGACCAAGGUUGACUUCACCAUGUGCCAUGGACUGUUGUUUGUUCUUGUCAUGGUCCUCUUCUUUUUCGGUUGGUCUGUGCUGAUUGUGUACUUAACAAUUGGAUUCAGCUAUAUUCUCCAUUGUGUUUAUGCUGGUGUGGCUGCUCUCAUUUUCUGCGUGUUCCUGGUAUAUGACACGCAGAUGAUUGUAGGAGGCCGCAAGCAUGAACUGAGUCCAGAGGAGUACAUUUACGGCGCCCUGCAGCUUUACAUUGAUGUCGUGUACUUGUUCCUCAUCAUUCUCUCCUUAUUUGGAAAAUCAAACUAGAAUUGAGAUGUGUGUCUUGUUUACAUUAGGUUUCUCUCAUAGCCAUAUUACAACUUGGGACAUACUAACAUGAUAAAAGUGUUUUUAUAAUAACAGGUUUGCUUAAUACCACAUGCUAUAGUUACAUUGUAAAAAACAAUACUCUUUUUUCAUUGUUUUGGAAAACUUACAUUUUUGAACAUGGGCAUCUGACUGACUUACAAAUGAAUGAAAGAAAAGUCAUACAAAGGAUGUAGGUUAUUUUUGGCAUUUUAAGACAGUUUUGAAAUAAAUUAUAAAGUUCCAGAAAACAAAUUGAUAUCUAAAAUAUUAUGACUGAUCAAAUGGUUGUCAGGCUUUCUCUCUUUUAAAAGAAGUCUGGAGAUUGGAGCUCUCCGUGGUGGGGAUAUUACUUUUGAAAAAAGCAAUGUUUUGUAGAAAAAAAUUCUUUCAUGAUUGGUAUUGAUUCUGGGCCAACAACUGACUUUUACAUGUGCCACUUUUCCAGAGUUGAAAUUUACGCACAUAUUCUGACACCAAUGUUAGAUCCAUGAUGUCUUACUAAAGAGAAUUUCAUCAAGGUCAAAGAUUAUUUUGAGGAUUUCAUAUCCAUCCUUGAUGACUCAAUUUCUUCUAAUGCAGGACAGGUGAAUCCAGGCUUGCUACGUUUACAAAUGUACGUGUAUAUUGUCUUUGUCUAAUGGUGGGUUUGGGAUGAUUGGAUUUACCUGUCAUAACUAUUUAUGAAAUAUUCAAUUCACAAUGCAGUAAUGUCAUUUAAAAUGAUGUAUUGAUUCUCUAAUUAAGAAAAUAUGCAGAUGAAAAAUCCAACAGGGUCAGUUAAAAAAUAAUGCACAUCUUGUGUUUGGAGAUUUCAAAAUUUCCUUCUUUAGGGUAAGAUUUUUCUAUCACAACUCCAAAGUGUUGAAAUUUUGUAUUGUGUUAUAACCUGUGAUUUCAUUAACAUUUCAAAAUCUUUGUGAGCUAAGAAUUCAUUGUCAUCAACUUGGUUUUUUCAUCCAAGUCUAAUACACAGUUAAAAUAGCAACAAAGUCAUCCUAACCGUUUCCUUUUUCAUUUGUGAUGUUUCAUAAUGGAUGUUAUUGACACAAAAACUGAUCUGUACCUUAAGUAAUGUGUUGUUGAUUGUAAGAAUAUCACAUUCAUAAUUUCAUCAUCACAAUCACAUGAUGUCUGAUUUUCUUCUCACCAAAGAUCAAAAAUACAAUUAUGAUACAUACACCAUGUGAAACUUUAUUUAAUCCUCUACGGAUCUACCCGAGGACGUACCGCAAAGUUCCACAUGAGGAGUGUUGGAUCGCCCUUUAAUUAUUAAUCAUGAUAGAUGUAUAACGGAAAUAUAGGUUCAAAGUGAUAUUUUAUUAUUUUACAUUAUCGAUGUAAAGUAGUUUCAUUGAAGAAGUCGUAACGAAACCUCAUUGUCAUAAACACAAUUAUAACUUCAGUGGUACCACGAAAGUUUUGAACGGUGCCUUAAUUAAGCUUUACUUGAACACCUUAAUAUACUGGAAUGACAAGCCUUAUAAGGAAAUGUCUACUGACCACCGAAAGUUGCAUAGAAUCAAUAUUAAAUAUAUCAUUGAUUUCAGUGACGAUGGCAUGUCAGUGAUAUGUGAUCUCCUUAAUACUUACAUGUAGAUGUCAGAUUGGUCGGGGCCGUCGCACUGGAAACUUCAAACAUCUUUUCAACAAAUUUCAUUUAGUUCAGUUUUCAUGAAGAAAACUACUCUAGUGGUGAUUUAUUUAUUUUUUUUUUUGUCUUCAAAUAUGUUGAUGAUGACUUUGGAUUGACACAACAUAAGUCACCUUUGUGUUCACUUUUAAAACCCAAAUGUUCUGUUCUUGAAAUGUACAGUUAUUAUAAACAUUCUUUUUCUCAACAUUUUUUGAGCAGCAAAAAAUCUGUACUGAGAGCAAAACCCUUGGAUUUAAAGAUGCACAAGUAAUGGUAGGACAUUAGUUUUGCUUAAUGCUGCUAUAUCAUUACUAAGGUGGAAAUUCGUCGAUGCCAAAGAAAACAUUUGUCAAUUUGUGUCCUGUUAAUGUCAUUUAUGUUCCUUUUUGUUUUGUGAGAUUCAGAUGACCCCUGUUAUGUUGACCUGUGAUGAGUAUGUGUUUUGUAAGACUAAUGUUUGUGUCUCAUAAAAAUCUUCAUUCAUGCUACGAUACAUUGUUAUAUAAUGUUUACACUGAUGUGUCAAAUCCAUUUUAAAUGUAUCUUGCAUAAAAACACAGUUUGUUUUUAUGUUUUCUUUUCCUUGGAAUUGGUAAAUCUUAUUGCCAUUCACAUUAAAAAAAAAAAAAAAAAGGAUUGUGAAAUCUAGUCCAUCUGGACUGAUUUCCUUAUGAGUAUGUUUGUGUUUCUAUUAAGAUGUGGAACUAAUUUUUGUGGUGACAACAUCCACUAACAUAUCUAACCAAAAGUGUAGAUGGGUUUUAUUUAUAAGUCAACAUUGACUUCAUCUCCCUAUUUAGUUACAAAUGUCAGAAUAAGUGCAUUAUCAGGCCUCACUUGUAUAAAACAUCUCAACUUGAGAUUUCCUCAAGUCGAGAUUUUCCUCAGCUGAUAUUCAUCAAAAACGGCUUGUAUAAAAUUUUCUCAAGGAACAGGAGGAAGUCAUUGGCUAGGAUGUCCUGAAAUUCCUUGAGGAAUUUUCAUACAAGAUAUUUUCAAGAAGAUAUUAGCUGAGGAAAAUCUAGGCUUGAGGAAAUCUCAAGUUGAGAUGUUUUAUACAAGUGGGGCCUGAUAUGCUAAAUACAUCAGCCAGUAGCUUGCCAUAUUUUAGUUGGAUAUAUUUUAUUUGCUGAAAGUUCAAAUGGAGAAUGGUAACCAGUCUGACAAGUCAGAAAGCUACCUUGUAAUAUCUACAAUGGAAAAGGAUAACCUUAUUGUGUCAUAUAAUACAGCAUUGCAAAAGUAGUAUGAUCAUGUAGUUUUAAAUGUUUGUGUUAUGGAGCUUUGCUGGCUUUACUGACAAAAUGGUCAAAGAAGCUGCACUAGAUAUGAUAAUAUUCAUCUUCAUUAUCUACUUAAGAUACGAAUAAAAGAUCACAUACCAUUUCAGAUUAUGAAUAUCUAUCUCUUUUGGAUUUUCCAUCAUCACCAAUAUUUUUAAUUUUGGAAAACAGGAAAUUAAAUGUUGAACGAGCAAUCUUAUGAUGUACAUAUAUUUGUUUUUAUGAUAUCAUUAUUCUUUGGAGGGGAUAUGCUAGUCAUUUUAAAUGUGAUGGAUGUAGGGAAAAAUUUUAAUCAUCAAAAUUGCACUUUUAUUAUCAUAUUACAUUUAUUGUAUAUAUCUCACAAUCACUUACGUUUUAAUCAAAUUUGAUAUAAGUAAGAUUAUGUUAUUCUUUUUCCAGUGGACCAUACAAUUUAAAAGAAAAAUAUUGUUUGCAUAUA
Ylistrum balloti is the source of this 4454-nucleotide messenger RNA. Its product is annotated as protein lifeguard 2-like. NCBI's taxonomy places the organism in Eukaryota, Metazoa, Mollusca, Bivalvia, Pectinida, Pectinidae. The coding region runs from base 107 to 1054 and encodes 315 amino acids. Gene Ontology annotation, cellular component: membrane; Golgi apparatus; endoplasmic reticulum. The transcript is spliced from 11 exons. The record is from RefSeq and is a predicted model, not a curated record. Gene Ontology annotation, biological process: negative regulation of apoptotic signaling pathway.